This is a messenger RNA of Pomacea canaliculata, 848 nucleotides long. RefSeq names its product glutaredoxin-C3-like. Bases 139 to 474 code for a protein of 111 amino acids. The transcript has 2 exons. Gene Ontology annotation, biological process: cellular response to oxidative stress. Gene Ontology annotation, cellular component: cytoplasm. Gene Ontology annotation, molecular function: glutathione disulfide oxidoreductase activity. NCBI's taxonomy places the organism in Eukaryota, Metazoa, Mollusca, Gastropoda, Architaenioglossa, Ampullariidae. The record is from RefSeq and is a predicted model, not a curated record.
AACCAUAAAAAUAACCGGAAGCGGCAGACGACCGGAAGCAGAUCUCGUUCAUCGGAAGUGGAGAAGACGAAAGUACUCGUUGUCAGUGUAAACAAUUUCGUGUCGUAACUGAUAACAAUUCUUUUAAACUAUGCAACUAUGGCUGGGGCCAGCGCUGCACUAUUUGUUAACCGAAAAAUUCAGCAGCGAAAUGUUAUGUUGUUUUCUAAAUCAUACUCACCUGAAUGUAAAAUUGUGAAAGAUAUUUUGAAGAAAUACAAUCUCAGUUCUAAUUUUUAUGAAGCAACCGAAAUUGAGAAGCGGCAAGACUGCACACAGAUUGAGAAUUAUUUUCAGGUCCUUUGUCUGACAAACAACCGUGCUGUGCCUCAGCUUUUUGUGGACCAGAAGUACAUUGGUGGUUAUGAUGAGAUCUUACAAAUGGACGAAAGUGGACAACUGGAACGCCUUCUCAUCCAAUUUGUUGACAAAUGAAACAGAGACAUUCACUUGUGUAACUUGGAAAUGACAAGCCCGAGUGUAGUUCUCUCCACCGCUCUUCUAAUUUCUUUUGCAAACGUGCAGUAAUACAUGCAGUGUUGAGGAAGCUUUAUGUUGUAUAAAAGUUUUGUUUCAUGAGUCUCAGAAUGUUGAGCCCAAAAUACUAAGUCGAUCAAUAUAAAGAGGUAAACAUUUUUAAUAAGCAGUAUUUUACAAAAUAGUUUACUGGCAAUAGACUUUUUGUUUUGUUGUAUAAAAUCAUUAGAUACUACAACUGUUUGGAUUUGUUGACAUUCAAUAUUCAAUGAAGUAUAUGAGCUAAGAUUUUCUGUACAAGAUGGAUAAUAACAGACUUACAAAAGCAUCAA